This is a messenger RNA of Tribolium castaneum (red flour beetle), 3433 nucleotides long. It is a transcript of the gene for, whose product is annotated as foraging. Gene Ontology annotation, cellular component: DNA replication factor C complex. The coding region runs from base 709 to 3240 and encodes 843 amino acids. The record is from RefSeq and is a predicted model, not a curated record. Gene Ontology annotation, biological process: protein phosphorylation; DNA replication. The transcript is spliced from 8 exons. Lineage: Eukaryota; Metazoa; Arthropoda; Insecta; Coleoptera; Tenebrionidae. Gene Ontology annotation, molecular function: ATP binding; cGMP-dependent protein kinase activity; ATP hydrolysis activity.
AACCACCUCUUCGGAAUUUUUGCUUACACAUCCUCCUCCUCGACGUGAUUCAGUAAAUACCGUUAAAGCAUACGGUUAAAACCUUGUUCUACUUGUUAACUCCUGCACGUUAUCGUCGUUACCCAUCAUUGUUUAAUGAUUUUAAUUCCGUCGUGAAACAUCUAAUUGUUACAGUGUUAAUGUAGUUUUACUCUCAUGCAUUCCAAGGCAAGGUCAAGGUGAUUUCAAUCUGGAACACCUGCUGGUUGGAAGAUUAGGCAUUGAAACCGUUUUGGAAUAAUUUCUUAAACGGGAUGUUUUCUGAAUACGAGAGUGAAUGGCAUGCUAUUUUCGAUUUAGAGUUUGUAAAGUAAAAUUAUUACAUCUCGAGAAGACGUUUAGAUAACUGUUAACACAAAGUAAACUUGUUUAUUUGCCAGUGCAUUAAAAUAUUUACAGUGGCGAUAAUGACGCUCCACGUUAGGCUAUUAAGUCAAUUUGCGUUUUUUUUUAACUGACGCGUAAUGGAAAUAACGGUCCUUGGACUAUUAGAGAGUGUCAUCAAUUAUAUCAUUAUUUAACAAUUUUUUAAAAUUUUUGAUUUUGAAACACAUGCCUAGCUAGGCAACCAAUGAUACAGUCGUAAUAGUUCGGAGUUUGUCCGUCAAGUGCGCCAAAUUUGGCGCGAAAAAUAGGCAAUUUUUGUGCAAAAACCGGUGUAUUGCCCCCAUGGACGAGUUCCCCAAUUCUGACGAUGAGUUCGAGCUUAUGUACGGCGACGAUCUCGAGGUGCUCCAUGAGCAGGGAGACGUCCAAAGGACUCCAAGAAAAUCGCGCCGAAGUCUUGAAUUCACCCAAACCCCAGUCUCCCACAACGAUAACUCCUUCAGUGAUGCUUUCACCCCCCUUGAAGCCCCCGUUCCCGAGCUUAACACAAAUAAGCGUUCAAUUGAGGAGUUGUUUGGCGACAUUGACGAUAUUUUGUACGAAAAUCGGGCGAAUGCGAAGCGAUACAAAGGUGAUAAUGCGGACGAGCUAGCGCUAAUUGAGCACAUAGUCGAGCUGCGUAAACUAAACCGGGAGCGUGACGCCCCGGAAAUUUUCCGGAAAGCCCACGUUCAGAGCAUAGACAGGGCCAAAGACAACCUGUCGUACACCGUCCCGAGUUACCCCUUCGUGGGGGUGACGCGGGUCGACGGCCGCCGGUUGUACAUCCGGUGCCACUCCGAACAGUACGAACUGGAGGAGCGGCAAAAAAUCGUCCAAGAAAUCAACCUCGCGUGCACUUUGGGGCCCAAUGACGGCCUCUGGGCCGAGGCCCAAGACCUGAUUUUGAAACAGGCCACAGCCCCCGACCUGGAGCAGUGCUACCAACCCGGCGAUAAAGAACUAUGGGUUGACUUGUACAAACCGCGCAAAUAUUUCGAACUUUUGAGCGACGAAAGCACCAACCGGAUAAUGCUGCGUUGGCUGAAGCUUUGGGACAAGGCCGUUUUCAAGCGGCGCCCCAAAAUCAAGCCAAUCAAACCGGCGGAAAAAAAUAAAAAAAUGUUUAAAGCCCCCGAUCUUUGCACGGAUUUGGACGAACACGGGCGUCCGCUCCACAAAAUCGCGCUACUGUGUGGGCCCCCAGGGCUCGGGAAGACCACUCUGGCCCACAUGGUGGCAAGGCAUGCGGGCUAUAACGUGGUGGAGGUGAAUGCGUCCGAUGAUCGCAGUUGCGAGGCUUUUAAGACAGCUCUGGAGAACGCGACGCAAAUGCGCUCGGUUGUGGAUCAGGAGAGGCGCCCCAAUUGUCUCGUUUUUGACGAGAUCGACGGGGCGCCCCCUUCCUCUAUUGACUAUCUCGUCAAGUUCGUGCAAGGGGGCCCCAGCGGCAGGAAGAAACAGAAGGAGAGGAAUGUCUUGAAACGGCCGAUUAUCUGCAUUUGUAACGAUGUUUACGUGCCGGCGCUGCGCCCCUUGAGACAAAUCGCGUUCGUUGUCAAUUUUCCGCCCACUUCUAACACGAGACUUGCCGAACGGUUGAUGGAAAUUGCAAAGUGGCAAAAGGUCAAGACUGACAUGGGGGCCAUGCUAGCCUUGGCCGAGAAGUCCCAAAAUGAUAUUCGGGCUUGUUUGUCUGUCCUACACUUUUUUAAGUCGCAAGACAAGGCUGUGACGUUAUCAGAUGUGCACAAGACAAGCGUCGGACAAAAAGACAUUCAAAAGGGGAUUUUUUCGGUUUGGCGGGAUAUUUUCCUAAUUGAUAAAGCGAACGGAGACAGUUUGAAGGCCCGAAUGUCGGGGGUUUUGAACGUAGUUAACGCCUUCGGUGACUACGAAAAAAUCGCCCAAGGCGUGUUUGAAAAUUACCCGAAUUUGAAAUUCAAAAAUACAUCCAUGGUUGAAACCUGCCUGGCCUUGGAUUGGUUCGGCUUUUCCGAUAUUGUAAACAAGUCAAUUUAUUCGACCCAAAACUACAAUUUGGGGAGCUAUUUGCCGUUCGCUUGUGUCGUUUGGCACUUUGCUUUCGGGAGCCGGAGCUGGCAGAAGUUGCAGUACCCGAGCGCGGGAUACGAGGCCAGAACCAAGCAGAACAGACAGAAAGCGAUCGUCAAUGAAUUGAUGCGUGGAAUGCAACCGGCGAUACGAUCCCACGUCCAACCAAAUUCCCUAAUCCUUGACAUUUUACCCCUGCUCACAACAAUCAUCACGCCGGCGUUUAGACAAAUCAGCCUGCAUUUGUACACCGAAGAAGAGAAAAAGAGCUUAGAUAACGUGGUCAGGAUUAUGGUCGAUUACAACCUCAGCUAUGUGCAGGAGAGGACUGCGGACGGGGGAUAUGACUACAAGUUGGACCCUAACAUCGACGAGCUGGUGUCCUUCGGCCCCAAAAAAUCCCUCUCCUACUCCAACAAGCAGCUCAUCGCUAAAGAGAUCGAAACUGCGAAAAUGCGCCGUUUCGAACCCGUCCAGCCUGAGCGUUCCGCCGCCCCCAUGCCCAACCACCUCCAGACGCUGAAGGCGAAGUCCGUGUGCGGCGUGGAAAUGCCGGCGGUGGUGAGGGACUUUUUCGGCCGCGUGGUAACGAAGGCUUCAUCGUCAUCAGGAAAACCGCAGACGAGGAACGACGUCUGGUUCAAGUACAAGGAGGGCUACAGCAACGCCGUCCGGAAACCAAUAAAAAUAUCCACUCUCAAGAGACUCCAAGCCCUCCCGCUCCCUGCUCCUUCCACCAUUUCGAGCCGUGUCCCGCCCGCAAUGUGCUUCCAUCUCUAGUUCCGUAGCCCAAGUUCGCGUGUUUCACACCUUCAUCCUCGGUUUUCGGCGUCGCGACGCGCGUCUUUCUUCCCCACCGCCGUUUCGCCGCGUGAAUGCGCGUCUGUUUCGGGACGCUGUGCUUCUCGUCGAGGCUGACCGCUAACGACGAGGAAGCCGCCCCAGGUCUCGUUGGUGCCGCGACGGUGACGAC